Gambusia affinis (western mosquitofish) is the source of this 2644-nucleotide messenger RNA. Its product is annotated as 14-3-3 protein beta/alpha-1. The record is from RefSeq and is a predicted model, not a curated record. Lineage: Eukaryota; Metazoa; Chordata; Actinopteri; Cyprinodontiformes; Poeciliidae. Gene Ontology annotation, biological process: signal transduction. The coding region runs from base 193 to 927 and encodes 244 amino acids. Gene Ontology annotation, cellular component: cytoplasm. The transcript has 6 exons.
CGGUAGAAAAGCAGCGCCUGCAUUACGUAAGGCAGAUGUGUGGUGAGAAAGGAGGAAACAGAAGUGCCAGUGUAGCGGAAGUGGUACUGCCCUGAACGCUGAGCGAGACGGAGGACGGAGGCUGAAUCGUCCAGAGAGUGAAAAAAACGACAAAAAAAAAGCAGGAUUAAAAGUCACCAAUUUUUCUAGAAAAUGGAUAAGAACGACCUGGUACAGAAGGCCAAGCUUGCUGAGCAGGCUGAGCGCUAUGAUGACAUGGCUGCAGCCAUGAAGUCGGUGACAGAGCAAGGCGCAGAGCUGUCGAAUGAGGAGCGUAACCUUCUCUCCGUGGCCUACAAGAAUGUGGUUGGGGCACGUCGUUCAUCCUGGCGUGUAAUUUCCAGCAUCGAGCAGAAGACUGAGGGCAAUGACAAAAAACAGCAGAUGGCACGUGAAUACCGGGAGAAGAUAGAAGCUGAACUGCAAGAAAUCUGCCAUGAUGUGCUUGGGCUACUGGACAACUAUCUCAUUGCCAACGCAUCUGCUGCUGAGAGCAAGGUCUUCUACCUGAAGAUGAAAGGCGACUAUUAUAGAUACCUUUCUGAGGUUGCAUCUGGGGACUCUAAGAAGGAUACAGUGGAUAAUUCCCAGCAGGCGUACCAGCAAGCUUUUGACAUUAGCAAGGGGGAGAUGCAGCCAACACACCCCAUUAGGCUUGGCCUGGCCCUCAACUUCUCAGUCUUCUAUUAUGAAAUCCUCAACAACCCGGACAAGGCCUGUAGCCUGGCUAAGACGGCAUUUGAUGAAGCAAUUGCUGAACUCGACACUUUGAACGAGGACUCUUACAAAGACAGCACCCUGAUCAUGCAACUACUAAGGGACAACCUGACUCUGUGGACAUCAGAAAACCAGGCAGAUGAGGGAGAGACCGGAGACGGGGAAAACUAAUGGAAUUGCACUGUUAAUCCACCUACACUCUUAUCUUAAACACAGACAGCUUAUAUACAUCCCCCCCUCCACUCCAUCAGCCCCUCCCACUUCUGUAUGACAAGCAGCCUGAAUUGCUCCUGACCAACUAGUUUACCCCUCUCAGUUCACUGUGAGGUGACAGGGUAAUUUUCAGUUGUUAGCAGAUUCAGUCACUUUGUGGAAACAUGUUGUAUUGAUUAGUGAGUCCAUGUUGCUGUUGUUUUUGUCAGCUUCGUGUGUAGGUCUGUAUGUAGUGAGCGUGAAAGUGCGAGCGAGUGUGAAAUGAUUGCGUAUGUGUGUUUCUGGGGGGAGGGGGGUGUUGUGAAUUCGAAUCGUCCUUCCAACUUCCUUUGUCCCAGCUAGUUUGGUGUGCAUUUUUCAACCUUUUUUUUGUUUUGUUACUUUUCUUAUUUGUGAUUCCUCAUGAUAUUUACAGGUUUUAUUGUAUGGUAAUUAAACUGGCAGUUGAUUUCCACCAAACACUGUGAUGGUAGGCUUUCCAUUUGCUUCACAACCCUCAAAAUAGUUUUUGUUUUUGUUCCAGACACGUACGAUCCUGUAUUCAGUUAACUGCAAUUCUGCUGUGGGCUCAUACAGAAAGGAGGCAGGCUGUAUUGUGACACUGACAUCUUGGUGUAAUAUUCCUUGAUCAUGUUCACAAAUUCAGUUUUCAAGUUCUAAGGGACCCCGUAAAUUGUCAUGAUAGAUUUGUUCAGACAUAAGACAUUCCACAUUAUUAGGCAUCUUGGAAACAGCAGUGCUCCUUAUUGUUUUUUGAACUAAGUAUAGAUUGUCAUUGUAGUUUUCUCACUGUUCUGGUGCUGCUUGAUCUCAGUACAAUGAAAAUUGUAUGCGUAAAUGUGGUUCCAUGUAUUUUGCAAGAUUGACUAUCAUCUGUAUGUAAAACCUAAAGUAACCUUUUAUUGAUGUUAAUUGAAAAUGUCUUGCCACACUGUAUCAACCCUGCUUGCAAAAUAUUCCUCUUAAAGCGGUUGUUUUCUCCAAAAAAGCUUUUGUGCCUGGCUUUCUCUUGCAGCCUCCUGCAUUUUUUUUCCUUUUAAGGUAGCAGCAUCUGCUUGUUUAAAAUCUCAUAGAACGUUAGACCAGAAAAACAUAAACCCUGACCUCAGUUUUUACCCAGGUGAAUCUCUUGGCUAUUAAAGAAAGCUGGUGGGAAUAAUUGCCUCUAAAAAUCAGGUUUUAGAAGGUGAAAAGAAGCUCAGUGUCACAAUACCAUGUAUCACCACUACAUUCCACAUUACUGUAGUUGAAGACACCAUUCCACGUUAUAGCUGGCGGUCUGUUUACUCUGACAAUGCUCCAAUAAAUUGAAAUCUUUUGUUGGGGAAAAAAGAAUAAAAAAAAUGUCAGUUCAUUAUUUUGCUUGAUGAAAAUGCAGUUAGUGAAUGUGGAACGAAGCCUGUCUGUAUAUCAGGUAUUUACUUGCUUUGUUUUUACUGACAAGUCUUAUGGCUAAAAUUUGCUUCUGUAACAGUCUAUUACCCAGUGCACACACGUGGUUGUGAAAAUUUAGAAUAGCUAUUAAAAAAGCAGUGAUGAAAUGGAGAUAAACAAUGGUUGGUGUAAUUCUAGCUUUGUGUUUAUGUAUCUUAAAACCAUUCUAGUUUCACUAUACAUGUAAGAAAUAGGAAAGUGUCAAAGACCAUUCAGUGAAAUAAAGUUUCGUUUAAGAUAA